AUGGGUGAAAAUAAGAAAUUGUUAAAUUCAUAUAUUUACGAUUUCCUAAUAAAAUCAUCACUAGAAGAGACAGCUCAGCUGUUCAAACAGGAAGCAGAAGUGGCAGAUGGCAAGCCGGAGAUGGAUGCACCACAGGGGUUCCUGUAUGAAUGGUGGCAGAUCUUCUGGGAUAUAUUCAAUGCUCGGACGCAUCGGGGAGGGUCAGAUUUAGCUCAACAGUAUUUUCAAAUGCAGUUGUAUAAGCAAAGACAGGAACAUGCCUAUCGAGGUAUUGCGAUGCACGCGGCUAGGGUGCAGCAGCAAGCGGAGCAGCGUGGAGACUAUGAGCAGGAGCAGUUUGAUCCAGUAAUGCUUUCGAUGGUGAUGAUGAUGAAUACGCAGAAUAUGAUGAUGGCGUCUGGAAGGCCAACGAAUUCUUCGCAGCAGCUGCCACACCCAGGAGCUGGGCUAGCGGGUCCUCUUUAUGCAGCCCCAGGUCCUCACCCACUGGGUCCUAAUGGGCAGCAGCAGCAGCAGCAGCAACCGCAGAAUAUUGCUCCCCAUCUGCCGGGAGGACCCAUGGGUUCAAUGGGUCAGCCUACUGGGUCGGGUCCCCAAACCGCUGCCAUGCUCGGGCCAUACUUUGAUCCUUCAAACACUUCGCCACAUCAGAUAAUAAGCGGGUUGGCUCCUAUGGCAGGUAAUAUGAUGGCUCACCACGAACAGCAACUUGAUACACACAAUCAAAUGCCACGUCAGUCACAACCUCCGACUUCUACCAAUACUACAUUAUCCCCUGAGCAACUGAAUCCUCAUCAGCAACUUCAUGGCGGGCCCAUGUUUCAAAACCAAGUUCCUCUCUAUCCAUACAAUGUUGCUAAUAACAUGUAUCCAAUGCAGCAACAGUCAUCUAUUGGGCAGCAGUUUGUGCAAUCUCAGGUUCUUUCAAUGCCUUCGACUUCUGCUGUUAGUGUUACACCGUCAAAUUCUUCUGCUCCAAAUGCAACGACUGCUGGAUCACCUUCUGGUGCAACACCCAAUCCGACCAUACAAAGACGACGGAAAAAGCCCCAGCAGCAGCAACAACAGCAGCAACAACAACAACCUGAGAAGCAUCCUCAGCAGUCUCAACAGUCUCAACAACCUCAACAAUCGCAACAGCCUCAGCAGGCUCAACAACCUCAACAGCAGCAGGCUCAACCACCUCAGCAGCAGCAGGCUCAACCACCUCAGCAGCAGCAGGCUCAACCACCUCAGCAGCAGCAGGCUCAACCACCUCAGCAGCAGCAGGCCCAACCACCUCAGCAGCAGCAGGCCCAACUAACUCAACAACCUCAACCACCUCAGCAGCAGCAGGCUCAACCACCUCAGCAGCAGCAGGCUCAACCACCUCAGCAGCAGCAGGCUCAACCACCUCAGCAGCAGCAGGCCCAACCACCUCAGCAGCAGCAGGCCCAACCACCUCAGCAGCAGCAGGCCCAACCACCUCAGCAGCAGCAGGCCCAACUAACUCAACAACCUCAACAACCUCAGCAGCACCAGCAGCAGCAAGUACAAUCACAAUCACAACCGCAACUGCAACUGCAACCGCAACUGCAACUGCAACCGCAACUGCAACCGCAGCUGCAACUACAACAACUGCCACAGCCUCAAUCACAGCAACUGCAGCAUCAGCUGCAGAAUUCUGACAAGGAAUAUACCAAUGUAGAUGGCUUGCAUAAUUACAGAAAGCAGCUACUAUUAUUGGAAAGAGAGAAUAAAAAGGCAAUAUCUGCUGCUCCAAGGGAAUUGUCAUCAGCGGGAGCCACUCAGUUGUCAAAUCCCCAUUUAAUGCAUCGCUUAAGUCAUGGUAUGCUGCCGCCGUCCUCCGUCCUCUCUUCUGCACAAAGCAGCCCCAAUUCUGUUGGAAUUGGUAUUUCAGCUACCUCUGGAGCAAUGAGUUCAUCGCUUAAUGCAGUGCCACCUACUGCUGCACCAGUUGGAGGUGCUUCAAAGAAGCGGAAGUAUACCAGGAGGAAAACUGACCAAAAUAAAAAAUCGUUGUCUGAACCGAACUCUCCUGCAACUCCAUUGACACCAUUUACCAAUGUCAACCUGACACUGUCUAGCACUCUCUCUACUGUAACUGAGGUUCCCCAUCAUGAAACGACGCCUUCUCCCUCUUUACUAGACGAUGAUGAUAAAAAGAGAAAACGGCCAAAGAAGUCACAGUCGAGUCACCCAACUCCACCUUUUUCAACUGAAAGCUUAAUGGACCCCGCCAAUGCAACAACAACGAACGCAAAAAAGAACGUCCCCACACCGGCUCUGUCUGUCAACACACCGGCUUCCGUAUCGGUUUCUAAAAUUAGAACUAACAGUAAGAAGACUCCAAGUUCCAGUGCUUCUUCUAAUGGCAAAAAGUCGUCAAUAUCCUCUACCACUACACCGAAUGUCCCUACAGGUCCUACUCCUACAAUUGUGCACACGGGUAAUGCAAUCAGCUCUGUACCUACCAAUGAGGAGUUUUUAGGCGGAAGUGGUUCAAGCAACGAUUCUGGAGCCCACAGCAGUCUUCCAAUUCCAACAUCGAAUAGUGACAUUAGCCCAUCCAACCACCAUCACGAACUUGAAGCAUUGCAUCAUGACCCUACCUUGAGCGCGGAUGCCCAAUUUCACUUCGACCAGGAAGAUACAGAUUUACUUGUCACCAUAAAGAAGGGACCGGGCAGCGGUAACCAUAUGGAUACAGUUGUUGCAACAGGUGAGAUCUCGAAUUCUACUACCGAUGCGACUAAUAGUGCUUCAUUAUCUACAAACGGGAACAGUGGCAAUAAAGGCCAAGACGCAUUUAACUUAGAUUUUUCUGAUCCAAACUCUACAUAUAACGAUUUCAACUUCUUUCAAUUUAGUUGGCGUUAA
This is a messenger RNA of Eremothecium cymbalariae DBVPG#7215, 2880 nucleotides long. RefSeq lists its product as uncharacterized. NCBI's taxonomy places the organism in Eukaryota, Fungi, Ascomycota, Saccharomycetes, Saccharomycetales, Saccharomycetaceae. Gene Ontology annotation, molecular function: protein binding. The transcript has a single exon. Bases 1 to 2880 code for a protein of 959 amino acids. Gene Ontology annotation, cellular component: nucleus. The record is from RefSeq and is a predicted model, not a curated record.